Molecule: messenger RNA, 654 nt
Organism: Ostreococcus lucimarinus CCE9901
Lineage: Eukaryota; Viridiplantae; Chlorophyta; Mamiellophyceae; Mamiellales; Bathycoccaceae
Exons: 2
Coding region: 1-654 (217 amino acids)
Molecular function (GO): RNA binding
Source: RefSeq, a predicted model, not a curated record
AUGGCGAUAGGGGAACGCUUCGACCCGGACGCGGAUUGGAGGUGCGCGGAGUGUAAUAAUUCGAAUUUUUCGUGGCGGAAGAGCUGUAAGCGAUGCGGGGCUGGGAAAUCGAAGGAAUUGAAAGAGCGCGAGCGCGCGGCGCAGGCUGGGUGGUUGUUGGAUGGGUUGGAGGACACGACGAAUCGAAUCUUUAUUAAAGGUUUCGACGCCGCGAGCACGAGCGAGGACGAUUUGCGAGAGGUGUUCUCGGGGAUCGGGAUCAUCUCCAGGGUGCGGCAGCGCACGGGAUUCCCAGAUCAAUGGCCGUAUGCGGUGCGCAUAUACCUGGAUGAACGAGGACAAAAGAAGGACGAGGCGGUGAUUACGUACGACGACCCGCACGCCGCGCAGUCGGCGCCGAGCUUUUACGACGGGUACGAGUUGAACGGGAAGAAGCUCCACGUAUCCAUCGCGCAAAGUAAGCCGAAAUCUGCGCCACCACCGUCUUCGGGUGGUGGUGGUGGUGGCGGCGGUGGCGGCUACGGCGGCGGCGGCUACGGCGGCGGCGGUGGACGUGGCUACGGCGGCGGUGGACGCUCGUACGGGGGUGACCGACGCGACGAUCGAGGCGGAUAUCGCGACGAUAGAGGUGGAUAUCGCUCGCGGCCGUACUAA